AUGGGCAACAACGCCUCGACGCCCUCGACGCCCUCGGUCGGCGGCGCGCCCGGCUCAGGCCUCGACAGAGGCGGGUCUCGCUCGUCGCGCAACUCGCCUCGGUCGCGCAACAUCCCCCUCCCAGGUGGCGGCGAGGAGCGCUUCCACGGGACGUCGCGGACACCGAGCAAGCGGAAGAAACAUAUCGAGUUGCCGGACGUGUCGGGCGGGUCGUCGGGCCAACCUUCGCGCUCGUCUUCCAUCUCGCACCACCCCCAGCCUUCUCCCUCGACUCUCUCGCAACCCCCUCCGCCUGUUCGACACCCGCGCACGGGGUCAGGCUCAGGCGUGCGACGGAAACACUCUGACCGUGUCCCCGUCGUCGAUGAAGGCGACCUCGACCCGGAGAUUCUCAACGAGGGAGUAGGUGGCUCUCUCCGUGGCGCACUACAGGGGAAAGCCGAACACGUCGUCUACGGACCGAGAAGGACGGACGAUCCCUCGGUCUUGCUCUCCUCCCCGCCGGCAGCGGCAGCCUUGCUCGAUGCCUCGCCUGGCUCUCCCGCGUCCGGCUCGUCCGGCGCAACCGUCAAGCCCGUCGCGAUCGGUAUCCCCGGCACCGGGUCCUCCUCCCUGCCCCGCACGCCCGCAGGCGCCGCCGGAGUCGGGCGCGACGGAUCCCUCACGAACGCCGGGAUGGGCGCAAUCGGCGCCAACGCGUUGAUGAUGGAUCCGGACGACACGAUGCACCCUGGGUUUGGGACGAGCGCAAGGUUGACGAGCGACGUGAUUAUGAGUACGGAUCGGAUGCCGGUGUUGAAUUCGCCCACGAGGGAGGAGGUGCCGGAUGAUUCGCCGUUUGGGGAUGGGGCGCAGACGCCUGCUGAGAGUGUGGAAGGGCAUGGGAAGGAGGCGGAGCGGGCGGAGGAAACACAGACUCCGAUGCAGGAACGGAGGGAGUUGCAGCCGAGCUCUUCGUCCGUCGACGGCGGGUCGGGGAGCGCAGGGUCGUCGACGCCUAGUCGGACAGCAGGAGGAGGAGAGGGCGUCAGGAGGGUGACGACGCCUCAAACGUCCUUCGCGGGCGCCGUGUCGUCCAUCAUGGCCCCGACACCUCCGGGCGAAGAACCCAAGAUCUCGUCGCCUCCUCACCCUUCCGCCGCCCAGCUUCCCCCUACGACUUCCUCUCCCACCCCUCCCUCUGCCGCUCCCUCCGACACGGUCCAAGCCCCACCAGUACCGGACGACGCACUCCCCAUCGCGUCCGAGUCGAUCCCCUCCGGCACAUCCGUCAUCGCCUCGCCCGCCACCUCGCGCGGCACGACACCCACGGGUGCCGUACCCAGCCCCGCCGUCCUGCUCCCUCCAGCAGUCUUCAACGCCCCCGUCGCCGCAAUCCCCAUCCCGCUCCUGUCCGUCCCCUCGCAGACAAUCGCGCAGAACCUCCUCGCUGCGGCUGUGGACCUCGGAGCGGGAGAAAGAGGCGUGCCGACGUUGAUCAAGUGGAAGGAUGAGGAUGGGCAGGAGAAGGGGAGGGAAGGGAGGGGCGCGAAGGGGCCCAAGGAGGUGUAUGUUACGGGGACUUUCGCCAACGGGUGGAAGACCAAGAUUGAGCUCAGGAAGACAGACGCCUCUGACUUCUCGGCGCUCAUCUCGCUUCCGCCCGGCCCGCACCGGCUCAAGUUUAUUGUCGACAACGAGUGGAAGGCGUCGAAGCACCUGCCGGUCGCGACCGACGCCGACGGCAACCUGAUCAACUACCUCCAGGUGAAUCCAGUCAACUCGAAGAUCCCCGCGACGGUGUGGUCUCCACCUCCAACGACCCCCGCGACGACCUCGCAACCGCUCGCCGUCCCGAAUGCCCAAGCUGCCGCCCAGGUCGCUGCAGCCGCCGCCUCGAUCCCGCCUUCGUCGACGCCCAACACGGUCGCCCGCGCGCUCGGCGGGUUCAACCCGCUCUUCUGGCCCUUCGCAGGCGCAGAAGACGACGAUGCAGCCGUGCCAGGCGCAGGACAGGCGUACGACGCGGACGAGGACGACACGCAGUGGACGCAGGAGAUCCCGUCCGAGCUGAUCCAGUGGGGCGAAUGGGAGGCGGAGCGAGACGCGAUUGAAGCGGAGUGGUACGCGCGGUACCCGAACCCAACGCACGACACGCCCCAGCCGCAGUAUCCCCCGCCUCCGCCAUCCGCAGGCGUCCAGCCUCCCUCGCUGCCGGCGCAACUCGAGAAGGGCCCGCUCAACCAUGCGGCGUAUGUCACGCAGGGAAGUGGAGACGACAACUCGAUCUUGCCGAAGCCGGAUCACUCGGUUAUCAACCACCUUGCGGCGAGUCCGAUCAAGGGUGGCUACUUGAGCGUCGGUGUCACGACGAGGUACAAGCGGAAGUUCGUCACUAUCGUCUACUACAAAGCGCUAUCGUCACGGUAG
Molecule: messenger RNA, 2409 nt
Organism: Rhodotorula toruloides NP11
Lineage: Eukaryota; Fungi; Basidiomycota; Microbotryomycetes; Sporidiobolales; Sporidiobolaceae
Product: AMP-activated protein kinase beta subunit
Exons: 4
Coding region: 1-2409 (802 amino acids)
Biological process (GO): signal transduction
Cellular component (GO): nucleotide-activated protein kinase complex; cytoplasm; nucleus
Molecular function (GO): protein kinase binding
Source: RefSeq, a predicted model, not a curated record